Molecule: messenger RNA, 744 nt
Organism: Fusarium sp. VM40
Lineage: Eukaryota; Fungi; Ascomycota; Sordariomycetes; Hypocreales; Nectriaceae
Source: the annotation of a GenBank genome assembly
AUGGACCCGUUAUACGGCGUUGGUGGCUCUUGUGCGUCAAUUGAACAAGUCCGGAAUGUCCCCAGACGGGAUAGCAGUAUCAGUCUUGACGAUGUUGCUUACAAGCGGUGUGUCUCUGAACCUACCAAGUCUCCCCCCGCUCCUCUUAAACCUCAAUACCUUGAAGAACCACGAGAGACUACUAUUGGACAUGAGUGUUCCCUGCCUGCACCCAGUACUAGGUCUUCGUCUUCGGUCAUUGCACCCAUGGAAGUCUAUCUUCAGUGUGAUGAGAGCCAUGAGUCCCGGAUGAUGAGACUGGGUGGUACCAUAUUGGAUCAAGGCAAGCAGACCUUGGAGCCAAGGGAGAUGUCACCUUCGCCAGAGACUUGCAGCUGGGAGAUUGUCAAUUAUCCAAUCCCACCUGGUCAACAAGUGCCCAGCGGUCCGAUGUUGCAGCCUGCGCUGAACUCCAAGGCGACUGACGUUCGGCUGACAAAGACAACGGACUCCAAAGUCGAGCCAGAAGAUCUUCUUUCUGUAUGCUCGGACUCUGAGAUGUCCGAACUAUCGCUACCUGUCGCUCUGCGUGCUGGAAGUGACAGCACAAGUGUCUACAAGAAUGCAGUCGCUGAGUAUAAAGCUGCUAAACGAUCCAAGAGCGCUACUGGGAAAACUCCUGAUAUGAAGGCUCGCAUUUAUAAGGGGAAAAGGACGAGGAAGUUUGGAAAAGGAAAGGAGACUGGGGAGGUGGAAAAGGGUUGA